Messenger RNA from Hylaeus anthracinus, 5809 nucleotides. RefSeq lists its product as uncharacterized. The record is from RefSeq and is a predicted model, not a curated record. Gene Ontology annotation, molecular function: odorant binding; olfactory receptor activity. Bases 82 to 4935 code for a protein of 1617 amino acids. Gene Ontology annotation, biological process: sensory perception of smell; imaginal disc-derived wing hair organization. Lineage: Eukaryota; Metazoa; Arthropoda; Insecta; Hymenoptera; Colletidae. The transcript has 14 exons. Gene Ontology annotation, cellular component: membrane; cell cortex.
UCGCACUCACACGACACCAAAGACAUCAUACCUUCGAUGGAGGUCUGUUUUUCCUUGGACUCCUAGGAAAACGAGCUACCAAUGGCUUCAGUGUCAGGCCACGAGUGCGUAGAUCCGUUUCGAAAACUGAUAGAUCUCCAUACUACUUACUUGAGGUCCUGCGGUCUCUGGCAAAUUAGUCCAAGUAAUUCACGGUUUCUGCGAUGGGCGUACUUUGGUUGCAAAAUUUUGAUGCUGACGACGAUGUACGUCUUUAUGAUGACCAUCUUCGCAGACAUCUGGUCGAACAUAGACAACAUGGCGAUCACCACCGACGGCGGUUGCAUCUUGGCAGGAAUGGUUGUUGUUACUUUCAAAGCCAUGCAUUACCAAAUCCGACGUGGGAAAAUAAUGCGGUUGUUGGACGACACGUUCAAGUGCGCCGAUGAUCUGUGCGAAUUUUCAAACACCGACUGUAUUAAAGACAUUACCAAAAAGUACCACUUACGUAACCAAAUAAUCUUGCACGGAUUCAGCGGAGUAGGAAUUAUCCUAGCGAUCGCUCUGUUAUUUUUCUCCCCGAUGGAAGAUGGCUUACCAAUCAGAGCGAUGUACCCCUUCGACACAACCACAUCGCCCUGGCGCCUGGUUGGUUUCGCAGUAGAAGCAGUCGCUGUUUCAGGCGGUCUGAUCGCGAUUGUUUCAAUGGACUCUCUGAUGACUCUAGUAUGCAGUAUGCUUAGUAUGCUGUUCGACAUUCUCAACGUGAAUUUCGAGAACCGCAUCGAACAAGUGAGCAACACAGUUUGCAAAGUACGUAAUCACGAUGACACUUCGUACAUCGUGAAGAAAGCAGACGAUAGUUUCCUGCGUCGUUACAAGAAGUGUCUUCGGUUCCAUCAGCGACUGGUAGUUGCGACGAACGAUUUCAACAAGACCUACAGCUUGAGUAUGUUCGUUCAGAUGCUUUCGAGCACCUCGAUUAUUUGCCUGACCUGUUUUCAGGCUAUCGUGAAUGCUGUGGGGAAGAUGCGUCUUCUAGUUCUCGUCCUGGCGAGCUGCUUGAACGUUCUCGAAAUUACUCGUUGUCAAGAGCUUUCGGUCAUCAGGCACUCCGAUGGAGAUAUUUUCACGUUGGAAGGUUCCUGCACGGAGGCUUGCGCAGUUCUCAGCAGCGGUACAGCCAGCCCUUACACUCGCAGCCCUUCGACAGCAGGACUCGUUCACCCCAACAACACCUGCACUUGCCAGUGCAACUAUGGCCUGCCCACCUUCCGAGAGGAUCUUCACAUCUGCGUGAAUGAUAUCCACGAGUGCAACGUUGCGGGAUUUGUCAGCAGCACUGGCCAAGUUGAGAGGGUGCCUUACGUUUUUCUACCCCAACGCGGCCAGAUAAUCUACCCUCACGCAGAAAUUCGCUUCGAAGGUGUAACGACACCAGUCUGUGGUGUCGCUGGCGCUCAGCAAUUAGGUCGAACAGGAUGGUUGGAACUAAGGAACAUCUCGGACACCGAGCCGCCCUUUAGAUUGUUCCGUGACGAGGGCAGGACGUUUCUGCUGUGGAUCGGUGAAGCAGGUCUGAAAGAGGCAGCAGAAGGUCGAGUAGUGACAGCCAAACUGGUCUGCAGGGACGCUUCAUCGAAGUCGAAGCUUCCUAUUGUGUUCACGCCGUGCGUGGCUUUCAGGGUGGCUGGUUCGCCCUCGAAAAGCAACGUUCGAGAAGUGACGUUCUCUUCAACGACUCAACUCACUCAAGGGCUGUCCACCACCGAGUACACAGCCAUAGGUCUAUCCUCCGUGAUCCUGGCCUUGAUAUACAUCGCAAGCGUGUCUUUAUAUCUGCAUAGCAAGAAGGCCAGACGAAAAAUUAUCGAAGAACCAGAAUUGAACCUGUCACCUGGUCGAGAAGUGAGUGGAUUGGUGAAGAACAACCCACUGCUCGCUGCAUCUAGGCAUUUCGAGAGCGACGCCAACAGUGGUUUAACGGAAAGUGACCUUGGCGAUGAGCUUCCGGCCAGUGACGGAGAACAGGGCUUCGAGAACGUAACAUCGGCCGUCAUCCACCCUCACUGCGUUUAUUUGGAGCAGUCCGAGCUCUGCUUCGGUUCCGGCUCGAUUUUAGGUGAAAGGAUACCGGAAGAGGAUGUACGAGUCGUGGAAACCGCGGAAAAUCCCCAUCAGCAAGAUAUCCCUGUACUGCCCGGGGCACAGAGGAGAAAAUUAUACUUCAACCCAGCCUACUUCGACAGACAGUUAUUGCUGGCGCCCCCUCCAGCCGCCAUCGAGUUCCUUCUCAAGAUUCGGGAGGUUAUCUCUAUUGCCAAGCACAAAAUGGCCGCCAAGAGAUACGUUCCUACCCUCAAUGGUAUACCAGAAGAGGAGAACAGCUCGGACCGAUGCGACUCCACAGGCAAGAACCAGCAACGAUCGUCGCCGAGUUCGGUUCAGGGCUCGACCGCGAAGUCGCGGAAGUCCCAGCGAUGCACCGGGUGUCCUGGCUGCACCGACUCCUUCACAGCCACGUCCACGCUUCCAGAGACCGAUCUACCGAAUCCAGGUGAGAGCAAAGUGCGAGCGUGGCUGGAGGACGUCAGGACGCCUCAGCGUCGCUGGCGAGACACGGAAGAGACCCGGAGGAACUUCCAAGAAAACACCAGCAGCUUCGCCAAAAACCUGGAGUACCUCAAGGAACUGGCCAAGCGAGACUUCGACUCGGAAGGGAGGAACCCAAAGGGAAUGGCUCUGUAUGCUUGGAAGGACAACACCACCUUGAAGAGCUACCAUCAGACGGCAAGGAGCGAGAUAAUCACGCCUGACGAUCGACACAGCAUUUCCAGACGAUCCACCAAGUCCAUGUUCGAAGAAACCAACUGCUACCGGGAAAAUGGCGAUUCGAGUGGGUCCAGCGGUGACGACGCCCUAAACGCGAAAGUUAGGAGGACUAUCGAGAAUUCAUUCAUCGAACAGAUGGAGGAGAAUGGUAUAGUCGAGCGGAAGGAAGACCAAGGAAACACUUCCCCGAAGACUCCUCUCGAAGACAAGGAAACAGAAAAGAUAGAAGCUGGCUCCAACUCGUCGCAAAGAUCAACAAAGAAGUCGAACGAAGGCUCAACUCGAACGAAGAAGGAGCUGCCUGACAUGAUAAAUGAGCUUCCAAACGGUAAUAAUACCGCGAAACGUAUCAUGGACGCUGUUAUUCGUGAAAUGGUGGGCACGAAGGUCCUGGAACAGCAGUCGAAGUCGGGGAACAUGGAUUACGAGGUGGACAGCUUGGAGCGUUCCAAGUCCAGCCGGAAGUCUUCGACAUCCCCUAUUUCUACUGACCAAUCCAGCCCUGCUCUGUCCACUGCUUUACCCAUGGACGAGGAACUGACCAUGCAAAACGCGGUGAUCAACACCAGGACUGGCGAGAUGACGAUCUCUAAGCUGAACAAAGACGUGCUUGAGAGGAACUAUUAUAACAGUCUUCCUGAAUUGAUUUCCUCGCAAAGAUCCGAGAGCUACUCCCUGGUGAGCGAGGUGUACGUAAACGACGGCUACGACAGCCCAGCCUGCAGCGACGACUCCGGUCCAGAGAUCCAAUACGAGCCAGAAAACCCUGGACACCUGACCAUCAAGGUCCAGGAUUCCCCUGACAACUACGUGAAACAGGAUGAAUCGGAGUACGAGCCAGAUACACUGGACAGAAAACCCAUGAAGCUGAAAAUCAACGACGACGUGAACUACGAGAAGGAGGUGCCCGACGAAGUCUACGUGGACUCCCUGGAGAGACCAGCUCAGAUCCUUCUUAAGAGCAAAGGCAGCUUUCGCGAUCAAACUUCGGUGAAGAGCGAUACGGGCUUGCAGCGCGGUUACGGCAGCCUCCGUGAGAUCUACGAGGCCAGAAUUAAGUCCAGUAUGAGGGACUCCAGUUUGACCAACAGCACCAACUCGUUGAACGACCAUUUGGAGGACACCAUGUCCUGGAAGAUGUGCAAGUACCUGACACCAGACAAUCGACAAGCGAAGAGACAACGACAACCGAGCAAUCAGCCCGACGUGGUCCCCAUGCCGCCUACGGAGGACAUUUAUCAAUGCCCCAAACCCCCUCGGCGGGUGAAGGACCUGAUACCGUCAACGAACUGCCAGAAAACGUCGUCUCUGUCAAAAAACGGCUGGGACAGGAGUCCUGCCGAAGCGGGUGACCCUACGACCAGCAACGGUGCUCCUGUCCCCAGCGACCAUUCCAACGUAGGGACCACUGAUCCUUGUUCCUGCGAGCCAAGCUUGGACGUCCACGUCAGGAACUCGGUUCGAGGGAAGUGGAAGACGGAGUUCGAGCACAGGACGCAUCCUGGGGACUCUGGUGACUGCAAGCAACGAUUUUCGACCUGCUGGAAGGACACUCGUCAAGAGGACAAGAGGAGACUUCUCUGUCAGUGUCAUCUCGGAGACAGAGGGCUGGAGAACUCUCGACAGAACCCUCAGAGAAGACGCCAAGAGCUGAGAUCUUGCACACGAGGGCAACCAAGGCUGUCCAGAAGCUGCGAAUCGAUGACUAACCCGAUGUGUCGAGUUCCUGGGUAUCAUCAGUUCCAAGGGAAGGUGGAGGACAGUGGCUAUCUAAGCAGCACGGAUAGCAACGGGUCGCAGAAGAGACUGCUGGGUCACGAAGUGUCCAGCGUCUCCGAGACUGAUGAAACGGAAUCUGUCUGCGAUGGCGCCAGUGAGAGCGGUGCCGAGAGCGUGGGAACCGAUAGUGUCUUCUUUGGGAAUUUUCGCAGAUUGUCGGCGUUCACUAGUUUCCCGAAGAGCAUGGAUUCUGGGGUCGAUAUUUGUCCCAGAAAUGCUUACAUUCAGCCUCUUAUAGUUAGAAACGAGAACGUGGAGAGGACCAACUUCAGCACAAGUGAUAGCGAAACGGAAAGCUUCAUCACCGUUCUACCACCACGAGAAACGAUCAGAGAGCCAAUUUGAGUUCGAUGGCUCUCUUUGAAAUUUGAACGAGAACGAGAUUUUCUAAACGUGAAUCCUGCUUGAUCAAACGAUUGCGGCCAGUACGUUUAAUUAAUGGUUAGUUCAAUUAAUUAAAUUUCGAACGCAACGCGUUCUGGAGUUCGUCAAGCGGGUAACAGAGUCUGCAUGAUUAACAAUCUCCAGGCUACGAAUAGGAGUGGCAUUAAAAUUUCGUUGGUUAUAUUAAAGCCACUGGUUAACUAAAGUAACUAGAAGUAGCUGCAGGAACGCUCUUGCACUUCGUAUUGUACAGCUUAUAUGUAUUAUAAAUCUGUUAUAGCGAAUGAUUAUGUUAUCAUUAAAUAUUAUUUAAAUUCAUAAUAUGAUUCACAGCGAAUUAUAGACGCCUAAUAUAUUUAUAAUAACGUGUGGUACGAAAACUACUACGAUAGUAAAUGUGGGGCAGUAUUUAUUUAAUACUUCUUAAAUAAGUUUAUAUGAACUUCGAACAAUCAUUUAGGUAAAUCAUUUAGGUAAUGAAAAUUACGGCUGACACUGCUUGAAAAUUGCCAUCGUAGUAUCGUAGCUUAAUUAUUAAAAUGGCCGAAUGUGCAAUAUUAGCUUGUAAAGGAAAGUAUAUAAAUAUAUAUAUAUACUGUUAAUAAGAAUAUUGGUAUCUUCAACCGCGACAAUUAGAAUUUUAUUUGCUAGUCGGUAUAAUAAUAAUUUCCUACGCGAAGAUAGAAAUACGCUAUAUAAAAUAACAUAAUAUAUAUUACCGCGCGCAAAGCGUAAUAAAUAAAGCUAAUAUACGUUUAUUUUUGUAAAAAUUUCAAUCUAAAUAAGGGAUUAAAAAUAAAAUCCAUUUAAACGUAUUUCAAAGUUUAUUACGAAC